AUGAGCAGCAGUUAUUGCAUACUCUUGGUUUACGCAAUGAGCAGCAGUUAUUGCAUACUCUUGGUUUACGCAAUGAGCAGCAGUUAUUGCAUACUCUUGGUUUACGCAAUGAGCAGCAGUUAUUGCAUACUCUUGGUUUACGCAAUGAGCAGCAGUUAUUGCAUACUCUUGGUUUACGCAAUGAGCAGCAGUUAUUGCAUACUCUUGGUUUACGCAAUGAGCAGCAGUUAUUGCAUACUCUUGGUUUACGCAAUGAGCAGCAGUUAUUGCAUACUCUUGGUUUACGCAAUGAGCAGCAGUUAUUGCAUACUCUUGGUUUACGCAAUGAGCAGCAGUUAUUGCAUACUCUUGGUUUACGCAAUGAGCAGCAGUUAUUGCAUACUCUUGGUUUACGCAAUGAGCAGCAGUUAUUGCAUACUCUUGGUUUACGCAAUGAGCAGCAGUUAUUGCAUACUCUUCGUUGAUCAAAGAAGCGCCACAAAUGUGUCCACCUGA
Stylophora pistillata is the source of this 495-nucleotide messenger RNA. RefSeq lists its product as uncharacterized. The record is from RefSeq and is a predicted model, not a curated record. NCBI's taxonomy places the organism in Eukaryota, Metazoa, Cnidaria, Anthozoa, Scleractinia, Pocilloporidae.